GUGGCGUCUGAGGGCGACUAUGGCGAGACAGGCAUUGAGGCCUUUGAGCUAGAGGCUCGUGCCCGCAACAUCUGUGUGGCCACCUCAGAGAAAGUGGGCCGUGCCAUGAACCGUGCGGCCUUUGAGGAACCUGGACCCUUGGAACAACAGCCGGAAUCCCUGGUUCCGUGAAUUCUGGGAGCAGAGGUUCCGCUGCAGCUUCCGGCAGCGAGACUGCGCAGUCCACUCUCUCCGGGCCGUGCCCUUUGAGCAGGAGUCUAAGAUCAUGUUUGUGGUCAAUGCAGUGUAUGCCAUGGCCCAUGCGCUCCACAACAUGCACCGUGCCCUCUGCCCCAACACCACCCGGCUCUGUGACGCAAUGCGGCCAGUCAACGGGCGCCGCCUCUACAAGGACUUUGUGCUCAACGUCAAGUUUGAUGCCCCCUUUCGCCCAGCUGACACCCACAAUGAGGUCCGCUUUGACCGCUUUGGUGAUGGUAUUGGCCGCUACAACAUCUUCACCUAUCUGCGUGCAGGCAGUGGGCGCUAUCGCUACCAGAAGGUGGGCUACUGGGCAGAAGGCUUGACUCUGGACACCAGCCUCAUCCCAUGGGCCUCACCCUCAGCCGGCCCCCUGCCCGCCUCUCGCUGCAGUGAGCCCUGCCUCCGGAAUGAGGUGAAGAGUGUGCAGCCGGGCGAGGUCUGCUGCUGGCUCUGCAUCCCGUGCCAGCCCUAUGAGUACCGAUUGGACGAAUUCACCUGCGCCGACUGUGGCCUGGGCUACUGGCCCAAUGCCAGCCUGACUGGCUGCUUUGAACUGCCCCAGGAGUACAUCCGCUGGGGCGAUGCCUGGGCCGUGGGACCUGUCACCAUCGCCUGCCUGGGUGCUCUGGCCACCCUCUUUGUGCUGGGUGUCUUUGUGCGGCACAAUGCCACACCAGUGGUCAAGGCCUCGGGUCGGGAGCUUUGCUACAUCCUGCUGGGUGGUGUCUUCCUCUGCUACUGCAUGACCUUCAUCUUCAUUGCCAAGCCAUCCACGGCAGUGUGUACCUUACGGCGUCUUGGUUUGGGUACUGCCUUCUCUGUCUGCUACUCAGCCCUGCUCACCAAGACCAACCGCAUUGCACGCAUCUUCGGUGGGGCCCGGGAGGGUGCCCAGCGGCCCCGCUUCAUCAGUCCUGCCUCACAGGUGGCCAUCUGCCUGGCGCUUAUCUCGGGCCAGCUGCUCAUUGUGAUCGCCUGGCUGGUGGUGGAGGCACCAGGCACAGGCAAGGAGACGGCCCCCGAACGGCGGGAGGUGGUGACCCUGCGUUGCAACCACCGCGAUGCAAGUAUGUUGGGCUCGCUGGCCUACAACGUGCUCCUCAUCGCACUCUGCACGCUUUAUGCCUUCAAGACUCGCAAGUGCCCUGAAAACUUCAAUGAGGCCAAGUUCAUUGGCUUCACCAUGUACACCACCUGCAUCAUCUGGCUGGCAUUCCUGCCCAUCUUCUACGUCACCUCCAGUGACUACCGGGUACAGACCACCACCAUGUGCGUGUCAGUCAGCCUCAGCGGCUCCGUGGUGCUUGGCUGCCUCUUUGCGCCCAAGCUGCACAUCAUCCUCUUCCAGCCGCAGAAGAACGUGGUUAGCCACCGGGCGCCCACCAGCCGUUUUGGCAGUGCUGCUGCCAGGGCCAGCUCCAGCCUUGGCCAAGGGUCUGGCUCCCAGUUUGUCCCCACCGUUUGCAAUGGCCGUGAGGUGGUAGACUCGACAACAUCAUCACUUUGAAGACCCCAUACUCCCACCCUGACACAGCUGCUCCUGGGAACCUAGUGCAGACCCGCGUCCAGGGCCAGGAGGAAGUUGGCUGGAGCACUGCAAUAAUUUAUUGCCCACCCCAUGUCUGCCCCCAAAGUCACUUACCCACCUCCUUACCCCAACUCUUCAGACUCAGAAGUCAGGAGCCUUGGCUGGGAGCCUCUGCAGUGGCCACGAACUGCCCUUGUAGCUGUGUUUCAUCCUGGCCAGGCCCAGGGCUUGGAGAGGAGCAAGCCAGGGUCCAGUCUGUCCUGGACCGGGGUGGCGGAGGACGGCAGGCCCCAGUCCUAACCAGCAAAGGUGCUUCCAGCCCAGCCCCUCCCCCUAUCUAGGACCUUUUUUAUUUUUUAUAUCAGUUAUUCUGGGAUGGGGAGGGUGGUUAUUGUGGGGGCUGCCCCUCCCCCGCACAGUAGUUUGUCCUGUCGUUUAUUUUGUAUUACCUGUAAAUAAAGUGGCUUUAUUUUAAAAAA
Molecule: messenger RNA, 2250 nt
Organism: Piliocolobus tephrosceles (Ugandan red Colobus)
Lineage: Eukaryota; Metazoa; Chordata; Mammalia; Primates; Cercopithecidae
Gene: GRM2
Product: glutamate metabotropic receptor 2
Exons: 5
Coding region: 266-1750 (494 amino acids)
Biological process (GO): G protein-coupled receptor signaling pathway
Cellular component (GO): membrane
Molecular function (GO): G protein-coupled receptor activity
Source: RefSeq, a predicted model, not a curated record